Molecule: messenger RNA, 3992 nt
Organism: Choloepus didactylus (southern two-toed sloth)
Lineage: Eukaryota; Metazoa; Chordata; Mammalia; Pilosa; Megalonychidae
Gene: SELENON
Product: selenoprotein N
Exons: 12
Biological process (GO): calcium ion homeostasis; skeletal muscle fiber development
Cellular component (GO): endoplasmic reticulum membrane
Molecular function (GO): calcium ion binding
Source: RefSeq, a predicted model, not a curated record
GCCGCGGAGCCGGCCAUGGGCCGGGCCAGGCCGAGCCAGCUGGGGGCCCAGCCCUGGCACCCCGCCGCGCCGCCGCCGCCGCCGCCCGAGCCGCCGCGGAGCCGCGCCCGCGCCCUGGCGCUGCUCGGAGCCCUGCUCGCCGCCGCCGCCGCCGCCGCCGCCGCCCGGGCCUACGCCCGCCAUGUCGAAGCGCAGGCGGCCGCGCGGCAGGAAUCUGCGCUGAAGGCCCUGGGGACCGAGGGCCUCUUUUUGUUUUCCUCCUUGGACAUUGACCGGGAUAUGCACAUCAGCCCUGAGGAGUUUAAACCCAUUGCUGAGAAGCUGACAGGGUCAACUCCUGUCACCAGCUACGAGGAGGAGGAGCUGCUGCCCGACCCCAGUGAGGAGACACUCACCAUAGAGGCCCGAUUCCAGCCUCUGCUUCCAGAGACCAUGACCAAGAGCAAAGACGGGUUCCUGGGAGUCUCCCGCCUGGCCCUGUCCGGCCUCCGCAACUGGACGACCGCAGCCUCGCCAAGUGCAGUGUUCGCCGCUCGCCACUUCCGGCCCUUCCUUCCCCCCGAAGGCCGGGAGGAGCUGGGCGAGCCCUGGUGGAUCAUCCCUAGCGAGCUGAGCGUCUUCACCGGCUACUUGUCCAACAACCGCUUCUACCCACCACCCCCCAAGGGCAAGGAGGUCAUCAUCCACCGGCUCCUGAGCAUGUUCCACCCUCGGCCUUUCGUGAAGACCCGCUUUGCCCCGCAGGGCGCCGUGGCCUGCCUGACCGCCGUCAGUGACUUCUACUACACCGUGAUGUUCCGGAUCCACGCCGAGUUCCAGCUCAGCGAGCCACCCGACUUCCCCUUCUGGUUCUCCCCCGGCCAGUUCACCGGCCACAUCGUCCUCUCCAAAGAUGCCACCCACGUCCGUGACUUCCGGCUCUUCGUGCCCAACCACAGGUCUCUGAAUGUGGACAUGGAGUGGCUGUACGGGGCCAGUGAAAGCAGCAACAUGGAGGUGGACAUCGGCUACAUACCCCAGAUGGAGCUGGAGGCCACGGGCCCCUCCGUCCCCUCCAUGAUCCUGGAUGAGGAAGGCAACGUAAUUGACAGCCGCCUGCCCUCGGGGGAACCCCUCCAGUUUGUGUUUGAGGAGAUCAAGUGGCAGGAGGAGCUGAGCUGGGAAGAGGCCGCCCAGCGCCUGGAGGUGGCCAUGUACCCCUUCAAGAAGGUCACCUACCUGCCAUUCUCUGAGGCCUUUGACCGAGCCAAGACUGAAAACAAGCUGGUGCACUCAAUCCUGCUUUGGGGGGCCCUGGAUGACCAGUCCUGCUGAGGUUCAGGGCGAACUCUCCGGGAGACUGUCCUGGAAAGUUCGCCCAUCCUCGCCCUUCUCAACAAGAGCUUUGUCAGCACCUGGUCCCUGGUGAAGGAGCUGGAGGACCUGCAGAACAACCAGGAGAGCCCGGCCCUCAGGAAACUGGCUGGCCUGCACCUGGAGAAGUACAGCUUCCCGGUGGAGAUGAUGAUCUGCCUGCCCAACGGUACCGUGGUCCACCACAUCAACGCCAACCACUUCCUGGACAUCACCUCCCUGAAGCCCGAGGACAUCGAGAACAAUGUCUUCAGCUUCUCAUCCACUUUUGAAGACCCGUCCACAGCCACCUACCUGCAGUUCCUGAAGGAGGGACUUCAGCGAGGCCUGCCCCUCCUCCAGCCCUAGUGUGCCCACCAGGCAGGUGGGAAGCCAGGCCAGAGAAGGGGAUCUGGAAAGGAAGUCCUCCAGCACUGGUGGAGAGGGCUCCUGCCCCUCACACCCCAGAGCCUCAGUGGUCCUUGGCACGCUUCAAACUUCAGACCCUCCUAGGCAGGCUGUGGGGUGCGUCCGAGCUCUGCCUUGGUGACGGUGGGUAGGCAAGGGAGUGGAUGACCGGAUGGCUGAAGCUCUAGCUCUGGCUGCCCCACCUGUCCUGUCCUACUCACCUGGCCUGGAAGCUGCUUGGACUUCACGACAUGGGGCCUGGGUGAUCUCCCGUGACCUCACCCACACAGAGUCGUGGAGUCCAGGCCCUUGCGGGUUGAAGAGUAGGGAAGAGUGGAUCCUAGGGAGGCAGGGCCACCCCUCUCCUUCCUUUCAGCCCCCACCCCUUCCUGAAAGAAGCAUCAAGAAGGCCCAGCCAGGGGGACCAGGCUGCGAAGGAACCACUCCUGUUUGUCUAGAGCCUUCUUUCUGGCUGCCUUCCUGUGCCUGGUGUCCCCAGCCGGGGUCAGUCUCAGCUGGGGCAGUGUCCUGGAGCCUCUGGGCAGAACCAGGGUGGCUCCCCUCCUUUGGAAGUGGAAAUCACCUUGCACCCCUGCUGCACCCCACACCUGGGCUUGCCACUCAGUCCGACCUAAUGAUAGGACCCUGGACCCCUGCCUCAGGACCUGCUGGAGGCCAGCUGUCUGGGGAGGUAUACUGCGAGGCAGACUUCUGCUCUUAGCAAGGGAGACCCCUGAGGGGUCCUUGAGGCCCAGGGCCAAGGCACCCUCACCGCCCGCCCCAAUUCAGGGUCACAGCAGGAGUGCUGGAGCCAGCGUCCCUUGUAAUGCCUCUCUCCUCAGACCUCGGCUCUGGACAAGAUUAGCGCAGCUAAAGAACACAGCCUCCCCCAGAGCCGGGCUGACCCCACACCAGCUCGUCCACCACUGGGUGGCGGACGACCCUCCCUGGCCACUCCUGGGGCCUGGGUCCGCAUCCUGAGCCACUGACCAUGGCCAGUCUCUUUUUUUAUACAUGCAGAAAAGUGUUUUUAUGUGAACUUUCUAACAGUUUGUAGGUAUUUUUGAUAACCCCCGUGCCAAGAAGGAAGGGAGUGAUGGCUUCCCCCAGCAGCUGCCACAUGACGGCUGGAUCUGAAAUCCCAGAUGGAUCCAGCCCGAUCUCUCUGCAGUUGCACCUAUGGGAAGAAAUAUUCCUCUCUUUAUUCUCCUCUUCCAGCUUUUUAAAAAACAUUUCUCACGGGACUAGCACACCCCAGCCCUAUCCUUGUCCUCCACCCAGGCCCUGAGGGGCUCUUGGGCUUCCAUUAAGGCCUUGGAGCCAGGCCAGGUGCCCCCAAGUCGCGGGCUGGGACUCACUCUAAAACCCAGCGGAGGCGGUGCUCCCAGCUCCCCACCUGCCCUGCUCCCCUCCCGCCUGCCCUCCCGUUUCCACAUCGAGGCUUCCUCACAGCCAGUCUUAUCCUCAAUUUUGUAUCAAAGUGCAAUAAUAGUUGUCAGUUCCCAAGAGCCUUUUCUAUCUGAGGCACUUUGCUAAGAUUACAGGUAUUUUCUCACCUAAUCCUCACAACAAACCCGUGAGGUGGGUAAUUGUUUCCUUUUUGCAGAUGAAGAAACUGAGGUUCAAGGAAGUAAAGCGACUUGCCCAGGGUCACUCAGUGGUAGAGUUGAGAUUCAAACCCACAUGUCACUCCAAAGCCCAUCCCUUUUGUUUUGGGGGUGUUUCGUCUUAACACUGCACCCCAUCUCUCUCUCCUGUUUUCACUGAGGUGGAAAGCCAGGCGUCUCCCUCCCCUCUGAUCUCUGCAGACCCAGCGAGGCAUGAGCCAGCCAGCUCAGCUGGGUUCUUUCUGUCCUGGGAGGUAGUGCUGUCCACGCCCGUUACAGGGAAGGAGAGCACCUAAGCCUGUCUCGGUGCCUCUGCCAUCUCCUUAGGCACCCACCGUGGGUGAGGGAACCACCCAGUGUCAGCAAAGACUCAGUUUCCCACCCAGUGAGCUCUUCCCCUCACGCUGCUCCAAGAGGGCCGCCUCCACAUUUAACCUCUCCCUGUCCCACGGCCUCGGCCUCCGGGGCUGCCUCACUUUCCCAUUCAAGUGCUGAUUGCUUGGGCUUUCUGCAUCCCAAGCCUCUGUCUGUCCCCCACGGAGCCUCGAGGUGCAUGGUAGGUGAGGUCCCCAGCUGCCCCUUUGUCACCCCUCUGCCACUUCCUUCCCCUGCCCCCAUGUCCUGUAAUAAAAUUGGAGAGACUAA